This is a messenger RNA of Cannabis sativa, 1019 nucleotides long. RefSeq names its product germin-like protein. The transcript has a single exon. NCBI's taxonomy places the organism in Eukaryota, Viridiplantae, Streptophyta, Magnoliopsida, Rosales, Cannabaceae. Gene Ontology annotation, cellular component: cell wall. The coding region runs from base 168 to 806 and encodes 212 amino acids. Gene Ontology annotation, molecular function: manganese ion binding. The record is from RefSeq and is a predicted model, not a curated record.
CACACAUGUGACUCUCUCCAUGCAUGAGCAUAUAUAUUCCAAAUACUAAUCACACAACGGUAAUAAAUAUUAUCUAGAUAUUUUAUAUCACCCCACCUAUAUAUAACACUACCAAAUUCCCUAUCAAAAUCACUCUCAAAAAAAAUAAAAGAACAAUAGUAGUGAAAAUGAAUACUACUAACAGUGUUCUCGUCUUCUUCACACUUUCUCUCCUUUUCUCCUCUUCUUUGGGAGCCGUUCAAGAUUUUUGCGUAGGAGACCUCAAAGGUCCCCAAAGCCCUGCAGGAUACUCCUGCAAGACCAAGGUUACGGUAGACGAUUUCGUCUACCAUGGCCUGGGUGUCAAGGGAAACACCACCAACAUCAUCAAGGCCGCGGUAACUCCCGCCUUCGACGCCCAAUUCCCGGGUGUAAAUGGCCUUGGAAUCUCCAUGGCACGUGCUGACUUGGCCCCUGGCGGUGUUAUCCCGUUCCACACGCACCCCGGUGGCUCGGAGAUCCUAAUUGUGCUAGAAGGAACGCUUUGUGCCGGUUUCGUGUCAAGCUCGGCGAACCAAGUGUUUUUCAAGACACUUAACAAAGGUGAUGUAAUGGUUUUCCCACAAGGGCUUCUUCAUUUCCAACUCAAUUCAGGAAAAGGUGAAGCAUUGUUCAUUGUUGGGUUCAAUAGUCCAAACCCGGGUCUUCAAAUCACUGAUUUUGCUUUGUUCAAGAACGAUCUUCCCACCGAGUUGGUGGCAGCCACUACUUUCUUAGACGUUGCUCAGAUUAAAAAGCUAAAGGGUGUUCUUGGUGGAACUGGCUAAUUAAUAAGCUAGAGAGAGCUACAGCUACCAUUUUUAGUUUUAUUAUUAUGUUUAUUAAUGUGUACUCGUAAUAUUGUCUAGCUACGUUGUUUGUUGGUUUAUAUAUAUGUUUUGGUUUGAGAAGGACCUGUAAGUGUUGAGUACUUCUUUCUCCUAUUCUUCAUAUCGUGUUUGGUGCUUCUUAAUUAAUAUUCAAGUUGUACCUUUUUCUCA